Cladophialophora yegresii CBS 114405 is the source of this 1905-nucleotide messenger RNA. RefSeq lists its product as uncharacterized. Bases 1 to 1905 code for a protein of 634 amino acids. NCBI's taxonomy places the organism in Eukaryota, Fungi, Ascomycota, Eurotiomycetes, Chaetothyriales, Herpotrichiellaceae. The transcript has a single exon. The record is from RefSeq and is a predicted model, not a curated record.
AUGAGCGCAAAGCGACGACGAGACGUCGAAGAAGAUGCCGACCACAACACCUCCAAGCGACAACGCAAAGCCGCCACUCCUGAGACACAAAAGUUCUUAUUUUCCAAGACUCGAAACCGAAGCCUUCUCACCUCCGCGCCGCCGAAGCUCAACUCCCGAAACGAGUCUGCCUACUUCAACCGCGCAAUCGAACCAGAAAGUCCCGAGCCCAGUGCCACCGCAGUCGCGCAGCGUCCCAGUUCUCAAGAACGGACGAGACCGCAACAGCAGCCAGAGACUCCAACCCGCACCGCGUCACAAGGUGGCCUUUUUGGCAGUGUGAGAAAGAUCUUUGGUUGGGUACGAGGAGGCAGUUCUCAAAGUGCGGCAGAAAAUCAGGAGCAACCACAACAAAGAAACAGCGGCGACCGCGAGUCUGACACAGCUACUGCCGAAGAAGACGAGGCCUCAGAUCAAGGCAGUCCUUCACCCACUCCUAGAAGAAUCACCUACGAGCCAGAGUCGCCAACUCCUGAGCCGGAAGCUGUCGACAGCAGAAUCUUCACCCGCGAACACUUCAAAAGACGGAGAACCGCAAACACCGUCGGCGGUCGUGAACAAAUCCCCUCAAUGGACCAGGCAGACUUCCACACAGCUCAGAUCCCAGGUAGCAACAAGCGCAAGCUUGCGUCUGUCGACGGUCAAGUUCCGGGACCUAGGCGAGGUGGUUAUGGUAUUGAUGACAGCUAUCUUGAUGUUGAAAACGAUGUCGAAGGCAUUGAAGAGUCGGCCUUGGCGGAGGGCCAGCCGUCGACUCCUUCAAACAAGGCACCACCACAGACACCUUUGCGCUCAGCCAUGCGACAGACCCUCAACGCCACUGGACGUUCCGCAAAAUCAGUCCGCAUUAACUCUGUUCCCACUUCGGCCAAGGCUGUCUAUGGGCAGUAUGGCCCUGCGGGAGAUUAUCGUGGCAGCACCUUCGCAGACAUGUCGAGCCAGCACACCGAUUCACCUUCAGACCUUCCAUGGGAUGUGAAGGCUAUGCACUCUCCAGACACAAUGCGUAACACUUACAACAAUACACCAUACCGUUAUGAUCCUAGCGUCACCGAUCCUACAAAUGAGACUUGGCGACCUUCGCCCGCGAAUCCUCGACCGGGCAAUUUUGUGCUUCCUGAUUUCGAGGAUGACGAAGAUGAUGGUGAGGAGACCAGCGAAGUGACACUGGACCAGGUGCAAGGCAAAGUACCAUCAGAACCACCGAGCACACCCAGAAUGUCACAUGCCGAGCUUCCUCAACCAUCUCCAUUUGAUCAAUCCGGAUUUACAGGUCACACUGAUAGUAUCAUUGUCAACGAUACACAGGAGAUUAGACUGAACAAAGCAAGAUCAGACGCACAAAAGUACAAGCCUGCCAAGUCGUCGCGCCUUUCGCUCAGUGAGCAAGCUCGGUCACGCUCCUCAUCCCCACCGGGCCUAGACAGCGAAUUUCGUGAGUCGCAGAUCGACGUCAGCACUCCCGAGCCGGUUGGUGGCCACACAUUCACCAGUCCUCAGGAUACCACCAUAGAGACUGCCUCGUCUCUUCAUUCACUAAGCCGGGACGACCUGGACAACACCGUCGUCGGCGAAGACGGCAUGACCGAAUAUGAACGAGAGCACCAGUAUGACGCGUGGGCGGCAGACAUCUUCAAAAACGUCCCAUCUCAGACAUACAUCGAAGCAGGCGUCGUAUCGUCCUACGUCGACAACCUCGUGCAGAAGACCUGGACUGAUAGAGAUACCAGAGAAAGUAUUGAAUUCUGGAACAGAGAGUUUGACGAAGGGCUGAAAGCUGCACGCGGGGCCAGAGAACAGGGUAGAGAGCUGAUCUGGGUGACAGACCCGGAUGAGAUCGUCGAACUGGAGCAGAGCGUGUAUUAA